Messenger RNA from Carassius carassius (crucian carp), 4106 nucleotides. RefSeq lists its product as uncharacterized. The coding region runs from base 1781 to 2980 and encodes 399 amino acids. The transcript has 2 exons. The record is from RefSeq and is a predicted model, not a curated record. NCBI's taxonomy places the organism in Eukaryota, Metazoa, Chordata, Actinopteri, Cypriniformes, Cyprinidae.
GUCCCGGAUGAUUCUGACCAGAGUUCAGCGCAGCUGCAAUAGCAUCACGCGAGGCAGAGGUGAAUCGCAGGUUAGAGAGAGACGCAGCAGCGCAAGUGAGCGCACAUGGAGAGUUUGCAGCUGUAUUCUAGUUUCAGAGUUCAGAGUUACUUUAAAGACACUGACUUCGAGUUAUACUGGGUUACAGUGUGCGUAUAUGUGAAAAACCACACAUAUGUGUACCCACAAAGUCUUCAGUAAAUCAAACGUCAACCAACUACAUUGUGUUCUUCUCUUCAAUUAAGAAAUCAUGUCACUCUGCCCUGACAGACUGCCUACAGUGUUUCACACCCCCAUAAUUAAUACACCAACGAACCCCUUCAUUUCAAGUGGUCCUUCAAGCCGGAGGAGUGAAUCACUGUAGAGAGAGGACAUCGCGUUCUGAUCCUCACGUCCAGAUCCUCCUGUUGUCCGACCUAGACUACAAAUAAGGCCGCCUGCACAUCUAGCAGACUAUCAAGUUCAUGGAUCAAGCUUAGUGAAGAGCGUAUCAUCAGCUACACAUCUGAAUGAAUAUGGAAUCCAAGCCGCUGCAAUCACACCAGAGAAUGCAUCCCGAUUGUCUUCUCCACAGAGUCUGCCCUCAUACGAAGAUGAUUUAGUCCUCAGAGAUGUAUGGCCAGAGCCAUUUGAAGAUGUGUCGCCAGAGCAAGGUGAGCGCCACCUGUCUGAUAUAAAGUAUAUGUGGUUUGAGAUGAAGAGGGAGAACGAUGAGCUUUGCAGCUACAUUCUACCAGAGAUCAUGUCUACACUGUAAGGACUCAAGGCUGAGAAUGCUUCAUUGAGAAAGGAGAUUCAGCAGUUUAACACCAGCUUUGAGACUUCUCGUCGACCAGCAACACCAGUACCAGCCCCUCGUACUCACGUGCCACCAUCCGUCUGUAGUCAGAGAAGUUCUGCAGUGUAUGCUGAUGAAGUAUCUCCACCCCGACCUGCCCCGUGUGAGCAGCUGACCAGACACAUUGAAGACCUUACAAUUUCACCUAGGAAGCCUGAUCCUGAUGAGAGUCAUCACACACCAAUUCAGAGGUCAUAUACAUACUCAGCCCAGCCUGCAGGAGCAGGACAGUACGACUCAGUGAUGCCUGAUUCCGGACAGUCAUUUUCAGAGAGAGAGAGAAUUCAGUCUACCCUCACGUCCAAAGGUGACACCUAGAAAGGAGAUGCUGCACGUCCAAGAACAGAUAUAUCGAGGACCUAAGCCUACUAUCCCCAGCCUGACAGCAGCAGAUCCCAGACAUUUUUCCAGACUACGGAUGGCACCAGAAAACCUUCUGCCAGCAGAUGCGAGUGAGCGCUUCAAGUAUCAGAUUCUGUCCGAUCAUCUGGAGCUAGAAGAGUCCUUGCUAGUGGCUGACUCCUACUGUAACUCUGUGAGUCCAUAUACAGACAUGAUGCAAGCUCUGGUGAAGAUGCAUGGGCAGCCACACAGGCUUGUGUUGCGGAGUAUCGCUGAAGUACUGGAAGGACCCAAUCUGAAGCCAGGUGAUCUGAAAGCAUUCAAACUCUUCGCCCUUCGAGUGCGCUCACUAGUGAGUAUGUUGGAACAGUUGGGUCCAGAGGGAGUAGCUGAGUUAGAGUGCGGUUCACAUGUGUCCAGACUCCAAGGCUUCCACAUGAGCUACAGAUUAGCUUUAAGAGAUAUGUCCACCCAUUUAAGAUCACAGUUCCUACACUUCUAGACUUUGCAAACUGCUUAGAGUAUGAGCUUCAGGUCCAAGAUGAUACUGCCAAAUCAGUCAUGUAUGCUCCACCAUUACCUAGCAAGAAAAGAGAAGGUCGUCAUGACACCAAGCCUCCAGGCAGAUUUACUAGCAUCCUGCUGGGUGCUGAGAAGCCCACUGUUGACAGUGAAUGCAGAGCGCACACUCCAGAGUCCAGACCCAGCUUGUUCAGGUAUAGAGAGAAGUCACGUGCCUACUGUCCUUAUUGUGACAAUGCUAGUCACUUCCUUAAUGGAUGCCCCAACUUCAAGGAGCUGACUAAAGAACAGAAAGAGGCAUGGAUCCGUAAGAACAACAGGUGUUGGCGGUGUGGCCGCAUUCAUCAUGCUUCCAGAUGCACACUGAAGGCUCUGUGCAAGACCUGCAACAGGAAACACCUGUUUAUAUUGCAAGACCUGAAUGAACAACCUUUGAAUACCAAUGCUGAGACUGACCCCAAGGAGAACUCGUGUCUUGUGAGUACCACGAAAGGCAUCUUGUAUGCAGACCGUUCGGUCGGCAGCCGCAGAGUCCUCUUGAAAGUUAGUAAAGUCAUCAUCACAAAUGGGGAUGCAUCAUUGGAAACGUAUGCAGUGCUGGAUGACAGGUCAGAAAGGACUAUUCUCCUCCAUGCCGCAGCUCAGCAACUGAACCUUAAGGGGCAACCAGAAGAUCUGAUCCUGCACACAGUGAGACAAGAUCCGCAGGUGCUUCAUGGGGCGGCUGUCUCCUUCACGGUAUCAUCUGUGUCUUGUCCCCACAAGAAAUACCUCAUUCCGCAUGCAUUUACAGCUGAGAGAUUAGGCCUCACUGAACACACCUAUCCAGUGGCUUCCUUACAGAAGAAAUACAGACAUCUAGCUGGCCUUCCACUUCCGCAGAUGGAUAAAGUGAAGCCUGUGUUACUGAUCGGGUCAGAUUGUCCACAUCUCAUCACACCUGUUGAACCAGUCCAUUUAGGCCCACCAGGGGGUCCUGCAGCAGUCAGAACCCGCCUUGGAUGGACUCUUCAAGGUCCUACUCAUGAGGUUAGUCGUGAGAUCAACACACACCAGUGUUUCUUCACAUCCGUUCUCCCCAACACAGACUUGUUUGCUCAUGUCGAGCGACUGUGGCAGAUGGAUGUGAUUCCCUAUCGCAGUGACAAGAUAGCAACACGAUCCAAACUAGAUCAAGAAGCCAUCAGACUGCUACAGGAGAAGACUGUGCGAGUAGAAGUGGAAGGUACGAUGCGGUAAUGCCGCACCGCUCCUUCGUAUGCAGAGUAUGCCAUACUUGACUAUGCCAAAGGAAGCUGUUCUCCCUCAGCUUAGGAGUGUCGAGAGGAGACUGCUUAAGAAUCCAGAGCAGGCAUCUGCCUAUCAGGCCGAGAUCACCAAACUGAAGGAAGCAGGUUAUGUGGCCAAGCUGGAACCGAGAGAGGAGGAUAGUUCCACAGAAUCAUGGUACAUCCCGCACCAUAUGGUUCAGCACAAUAACAAGAACAGGGUCAUCUACAGCUGCUCCUUUCAGUUUGAAGGCCACAGCCUUAAUGAGUUCCUCCUUCCAGGACCCACACUAGGCCCUUCACUGCUAGCAGUCCUGCUCCGCUUUCGAGAACACUCGGUCGCCAUAAGCAGUGAUAUUCGCGGUAUGUUUCACCAGGUGAGGCUGCUCCCUGGUGACAUGCCAUUGCUCCGAUUCCUGUGGCGAGACGUGAACCCUGAGUGACCUCCAGUGGCAGGUGCUCCCAUUUGGCACCACGUGCAGUCCCUGCUGUGCCACUUAUGCUUUGCAGAGACACGUCAUGGAUCACAGUCAGCCGGGAGACCAAUUCAGAGAGGUAAUUCAGAGAUCAUUUUAAGCCGACAAUUGCCUGCACAGUCGUCAGUCCCCCCAAGAGGCUAGAGACCUAGUUGAUCAACUUCGAGCACUUUUAGCCACCGGAGGCUUCGAGCUUCGACAGAGGGCCAGCAAUUGUCCAUCUGUGAUUACUCACCUCCCCGCUGAAUCCAGAUCCAGUACCUGUGACCUCUGGCUCAGUCAAGGCCAACAAGAGUCUUGGACUUGGACUUGGACUGCAGUGGCAUUGCCAGUCCGAUACUCUACAUUACAAGCAUCGAUCCAGAUGCUCUUCUUCUGUAAGAAUGCGUCAGAUCUACCGAGUACUAGCGAGCCAAUAUGAUCCUCUUGGAUAUCUCAUCCCUUACACCACCCAGGCUAAGAUACUAGUACAGCGCCUGUGGGACAAUAAGCGCGACUGGGACGACCCACAGUUGCCUAAAGAACUGCUUGCAUCAUGGGACAAAUGGGAGAAGGAGUUGAGUGGACUAGAGGAAAUAUAUCUCUGCCCAGGUGCUAUUCUCAAUCACAGAAAGAUCACCC